Heterobilharzia americana is the source of this 906-nucleotide messenger RNA. Lineage: Eukaryota; Metazoa; Platyhelminthes; Trematoda; Strigeidida; Schistosomatidae. The record is from the annotation of a GenBank genome assembly.
AUGGGAAGUAGUAUUAGUUGUAUUACAGAGGAUAGUAUGUCAAAUAAGCUGCUGCCUGCUGCUGUUGUGUCUUCCCGCUCAAGGCACACUGCCACGUUAAUUUUCUUACAUGGAUUGGGUGAUACAGGACAUGGCUGGUCAGAUGCUUUGAGGUCGUAUGUUCCAGAUCAUUUCAAGAUAAUUUGUCCUCAUGCGAAUUCAAUAGCAGUUACACUUAAUGGAGGCAUGCGUAUGCCGGCAUGGUAUGACAUAUAUGCUCUGAGUGAAAAUGCUAGGCAGGAUGAAGCAGGGAUUAAAGAAGCGUCAAAUGAAUUAGGAAAAUUUGUUGAUGAGGAAGUGAAAGCUGGAAUUCCUAUUGGGAAUAUAGUUAUCGGAGGGUUCUCACAAGGUGGUUCGGUAGCUCUUUAUAAUGCACUAACGGGCACUAAUCGAUAUGGGGGAGUUAUUGCUUUCAGCUGUUGGCUUCCGCUUCAUACAAAGUUCAUGACAUCUCCCUCACUCUUGACCAUGCCCAAGGAAGUUCCAGUUUUCCAGUGCCAUGGGUUACAAGAUUGUACAAUUCCUUUUGCUAUGGGCAAGUUGACCCAUGAGUUGUUGAAAACUUUCCAACUGUCAAAGUGUGAACUUAACAGCUAUCCUGUUCUGUCUCACUCCUCAUGUGAACAGGAAAUGGAAGAUUUGCGAACAUUCUUGACAAAAAAACAUCCCGGGAACUCAGUGAUGCAAUGUAUGGUGUAUGUAAUAUCACAACUUUUCUAUCGCCUGGAACUCUGGUUAAUUUCUAUGUUUGUGUACUCUGUAAUUCCGACUUUUCUUUGUUCACUUCCAGUGUACUAUUCCCUUGCACAUACGCAAAAUAUAUGUUGUGCUUCUAUAAUGCAAGUUUGUUUUCUGUCCCCUGCUUAG